Menidia menidia (Atlantic silverside) is the source of this 1389-nucleotide messenger RNA. NCBI's taxonomy places the organism in Eukaryota, Metazoa, Chordata, Actinopteri, Atheriniformes, Atherinopsidae. The record is from the annotation of a GenBank genome assembly.
AUGUGGAACUCCUCCCGCACACCUCCCCAGUCCACAUCCAACAUGUCUGCCUCCACUCUGCCUGAGGGCUGGGCUCUGUCCCAGUCACUAGCCCUGCUGGCCAUGCUGCUCAUGGAUCUGGUGGCUGUCGUGGGUAAUGUAGCUGUCAUGACGGUCAUUGCCAAGGCCCCACAGCUCCACAAGUUUGCCUUUGUUUUCCACCUGUGCGUGGUGGACCUGUUGGCAGCCCUGGUGCUGAUGCCCCUUGGCAUGCUCUCGAGCCGAGCCUUCUUCGGGGAGGCUCUGUGCAGGAGCUACCUCUUUCUCAGCGUGUGCCUGGUCAGUGCUGCCAUCCUCUCCAUCUCCGUCAUCAAUGUGGAACGUUACUACUACAUCAUCCAUCCCAUGCGCUACGAAGUUAAGAUGACUGUUGGCCUGGUGACCUCGGUGCUGGUGGGCAUAUGGGUCAAAGCUCUGGCCAUGUCUGCUCUGCCUCUGCUCGCCUGGUUCCUGCAAGGCGGAAGAGCUCCUCUUCUGGAGAAUAGUGGGGUUGGAGCGGGGAGUGGAGGAGCUGUUCCAUCUCCCUCUGGUCACAGUCACAGACGCUGCUCACUACACUGGACUGGAGGGGGCUCAAAUCGUUUAGCCUUCAUGGUCCUCUUCACCUUGGUGUAUUUCCUGUGUCCCGUACUGGUUAUUCUGGUUGUGUACUGCAACAUGUUCAAAGUGGCUCGGGUGGCCGCCAUGCACCACGGGCCACUGCCCACCUGGAUGGACACACCUCGCCGCCAGCGGUCAGAGUCGCUCAGCAGCCGUUCGACCAUGGUCACCAGCUCCGGGACUGGGACCGACAGAGCGACUCCACAGCGCCCCUUUGGAGGAGGGAAGGCUGCAGCCGUGUUGGCAGCUGUGGGUGGACAGUUCCUUUGUUGCUGGCUGCCUUAUUUUACGUUCCACCUGUAUUCAGCAUUGGCUGCCAGUCCACCCGCUGCACUGGCCUCUCUGGAAGAGGUGGUCACCUGGAUUGGCUACUUCUGCUUCACCUCCAACCCCUUCUUCUACGGCUGUCUCAACAGACAGAUCCGAGAGGAGCUGGGCAAGCAUCUGCCCUGUUUGUUUCGCAGGGCAGGGGCCGAAAUGGAAGACAGGCUGCCAAGUCGUGAAGGAUCAAUAGAGGAGAAUUUCCUCCAGUUUCUACAGGGUACCGGCUGCAACCUGGAUCCUCAAAAUUCACGCAGCACUUCCAGUCCCAAGGGGGAAGCCGGCUGCCCCAUGACUCAGUCCCAGCAAGCCGAGCCAGUACAUCCCAUACCCAUUGAUUUCCGCAUACCCGGACAAAUCGCAGAGGAGACCUCAGACUUCAUUGAAAAUGAACAUGUGAAAAACAACCAUGUGUAUGCAGACAGUUAA